ACUAGGCUUAUUGUCGUUGUUGUAGUAAUAGUAAUAUUAUUUUCGUUUCGUAAAGAACGGAAUUAGUCUAAAUUUUGAUUAAUGUAGGCAGAAUAAAUCAGUAUUCAUAUACAUAUUGUGCGUUCCAACAUUUUGUUAUAACCUUACGAUAAUUCUACGUACUUAUAGUGGUUUUUAACUUUUGUUUACUUCGUUGUAAAGAAGUGUAGGUAUACCUGAUGUUGUAUAGGUAGGUAAUUUUCAAGCAGAUUAAUAGGUACUUCUAAAACAGCUGAUAGUUUUGUAAAGAAACUAAUGUCAUCAUUAUCUUACAUAUGUGAAGAAUAUGGAUCUAAUUCGGAUGAUAGUGAUACUGACACAAUAGCCCAUGGAACCAAUAGGAGACCUAAGCUACCCGCACCUGAUUUGAGCAAAGUAGCUGUUGUACCGAGUGAUACUCACUUUGAUGAUCCACUGCUUCAUGGGGGCAGGUUGCGGUCAUUUCCACAUGUGAGAGGAAACUGGGCUACAUUUGUUUAUGUAAAUUAUCAUCACCAAACAGAAGUUGUUUUCAAUCUAUUAAGAAAAAUUGAGAAGGUUAUUCUAACUAAAGUGGACACAUUUCAUCGCUGUGAUGAUUUACAUAUUAGUUUGUCAAAAACAUUUGUUCUAAAGUAUCAUUUAAUAUCAACAUUCAGUUCGUCACUUCAGAAAGUUCUCAGCACUGUUGAAAGUUUUGAUAUAGGGUUUGGUGCAGUCAAAGUAUAUUGCAACGAGGACCAGUCGAGAACAUUCAUAUCUCUUGAUGUGGAUCCCUUCAGUCAUAAAAAUUUACUAAAUGUGUCAAAAAAGGUGGAUGAUGUUAUGAUUGAAUUUCAAUUGCCAACAUUUUACGAGGACCCGUCAUUCCAUAUGAGCCUUUUGUGGACAAAUGGUAAUAAAAAAUCUGAAUUCGACACCAUUAUUGACACAUUAAAUGAUCUACUGUUGCAGGAGAUCGAAAAAGAUUUAAGUACAGUGUUAAUUGAUACAAUCAAUUGUAAAAGUGGGAACAAGUACUUUCAAUACUCAUUGGUAUAAUAGACAAUAAAGAAAAACAACAU
This is a messenger RNA of Spodoptera litura, 1082 nucleotides long. RefSeq names its product U6 snRNA phosphodiesterase 1. Gene Ontology annotation, biological process: U6 snRNA 3'-end processing. Gene Ontology annotation, molecular function: 3'-5'-RNA exonuclease activity. NCBI's taxonomy places the organism in Eukaryota, Metazoa, Arthropoda, Insecta, Lepidoptera, Noctuidae. Gene Ontology annotation, cellular component: nucleus. The record is from RefSeq and is a predicted model, not a curated record.